AUGUUUGGAUUCCACGUGCCAACAGUGUGCGGCAAGUUCGUCCGGACGACAAAAUGGGAGAAGACCUGGACGGCGUGUUUUACCAAUCUGCUCAACGAUGUGAUCAAAUAUGACAACGAGACCAACGGUCAUUGGCCAGAGUUCGAUGCUGCCUGCAAGCAGGUAAUCGCUGUCGUUAUUCCAAGACUCCUAGGUGCUCUCCAGUCGGAUGGUCGAAAUAUCGAGCCAGUGUUGAUCCACGGUGAUUUGUGGGAACAGAAUGUUGGCAUCGACAUGGAAACUGGCGACACGAUCCUGUUCGACCCCGGAGCUUACAACGACAUGUUGUACUUGUGCGAGAAGUACGCACCGCUGGAGGGCCUAGGCACGUACCGUCCAGAGAAUGACGUUAGCGUUACUGGCGCCUACAUCGAGCACGAGACCACGAAGAUGAGCCAUCUCCAUCAUGCCGUAAAGACGUGA
Alternaria viburni is the source of this 462-nucleotide messenger RNA. RefSeq lists its product as uncharacterized. Bases 1 to 462 code for a protein of 153 amino acids. Lineage: Eukaryota; Fungi; Ascomycota; Dothideomycetes; Pleosporales; Pleosporaceae. The transcript has 2 exons. The record is from RefSeq and is a predicted model, not a curated record.